AAGAAAUGCGAUGGCAACGGGAGGAGAUCCGAUUCCAUUCGAAUUCAGGGUUUACAAAUGCCUCUUUCGGAAACCAUAAUCCAGAGAAUGGAUCUCGCGCCAACGGAGAUCGUUUUCUCACUUCCCCGUGUGACGGAUGAGAGUACCUUUAGCACAGAAGGCCGUUACAGCUAUCUACAAGGGCCAGUGAAAGUACCCGGGCCAUGGAAGAGAGGUCGUCCCAGGGCUGCCAAACCGAAGAAAUCGGCAUUUCAAUUUGUCAGCGUGUCUGGUGAGAGCAAGUAUAUGGACUCUGCCUCGCAAUCUACGAUCCGAAGCCAUGCCAGGAGGAUGACACCACGUCAUAAUACUCGGCGAGAUGAACACUAUAGGCCUCCUAUCAAGAAUCCGAUCGCCGGCGAAGACUCUUUUCCGCCACUGGAGGUCGCGCUCCAAGGAGGCCUAUCACAAAUUUCUGGAGUCGAUCCAUUUAAUACUUCGGUCAUCACACUAGAACCAUACAUGCAUGAUCUUUUAUCUCUUUUCUCAUCUAGAAUAUGGAGGAGUAUCUAUACUUUAGAAGAGGCAGGUGGCUGGAACCCAAUUGAAAAUUAUUGGCUUCCAUUAGCUUUCCAAGAUCCUGCUCUUCUACAUUCAUUCAUUGCGUGCGCCGACGCGUAUGUUAAUGGGUAUGUGUCUGAACAAGUGAGACCCCGAUGGUCAAAACACCUUUCAGAGGUUGUAUCUAUCAUGAAUCAGCGGCUUUCUAUGCCGACACCAGCAAUCUCUCAGCAAACUCUGGCAGUAAUUGCUGGAAUGGCGUUACUUGAGUUAAGUAAAGGAUCUGGACGACACGAGCACUGGAGAACACACAUGAAAGGCCUCAAGGUGUUAGUCAAACUUUAUGGUGGUCUUGAGACAAUGGAUUCAGAACCACUUGUUCUACACAAGAUUUAUAGGGCCGAUCUAUAUGGAUCGUUAGAUGCCGGAGAGCCACCAUUCUUUCAUGGCCCGAACGAUAUCAUAUCCACGAAAUACUCAACGAGCAAUAUACGAAGCGAAGGCUUGAAUGAAAUAUGGAAACUCUUAAGCUUUGAACCAGUACUUUCAACAUGCAUCAGGCAGCUAGAAGGGGUUGAAGGAUUUUGGCCAAGACAAAGCCAUCUUCCAAGUCAACAAAAUCUCUCUGCCACCGCACAAGGGCUAUUUCGCUCGCCUUCUGAAAUUGCUCAAGUACGACUCACUUUGACCAAUACGCAAUACAAGCUGGUUUCGGCCGCUGGUUCACCGCCAACUCACCUUGGAUCCAUGAAAAUGGCAAUCUUCGAGGUUUUAAGGAUCGCUCUAGUCAUCUACACCUUGACGGUCCUCAAAGAACGUCCAGAGUCGACUUUCAUUGGCCAGAGAAUCGCCCUUGAACUUUACAAAGCUUUGAUUGUCAUGUCCGAAGAGGCAACCGUCACGGGCGAUCUCCAGUUGUAUCAUUAUGGCACAGAGAGCACUCCUUUCAGCAAGUUGUCGAACACCUUGUCUCAAGCUUCGCCCUUGGGGUCUAUUGUGCCACCCGGCUUUAUUCUUUGGGGAAUUUUCUUCGCAUUUAUAAAUCUGCCGCCUGGAAAUGGCUCACGGGAAGUAGUUUCCAUUAAAAGAACCUUCAUCAAGAUUUUUACCCAGCUUGUUCAAGCAUCCGGGAUGGCCCAACAAGAUGUCAGGUUGCAAAUUUCGAAGUAUUUGUGGAUAGAGAAUGCCCAUGGUGCUCUAUUUGACCAUUUCUGGUCUGACAUUCAAAUACAAAAUAUCUGA
Messenger RNA from Clonostachys rhizophaga, 1782 nucleotides. The record is from the annotation of a GenBank genome assembly. Lineage: Eukaryota; Fungi; Ascomycota; Sordariomycetes; Hypocreales; Bionectriaceae.